Messenger RNA from Porites evermanni, 9076 nucleotides. The record is from the annotation of a GenBank genome assembly. Lineage: Eukaryota; Metazoa; Cnidaria; Anthozoa; Scleractinia; Poritidae.
UUCUUGUGCGCUUAUUAUCAGAAUGAUGAGUCUAUCGCGAAGAGAGAUACUACUCUGAACAAUGUCAAGGCUAUGUACAACCGAUUUGUAAGCACGUCCAUAGGAAAGGUCAGUGCAGCUCUAUUAUCAAGUCUUGAAAUUUAUAAGUUUUAAUAAUCUCUUGGUGUGUAAGAAUCUUUGUAAUAAUAAUAUUCAAAAAUUUAUAUUGAGCAGUUUACAUGACGUGGUGAACAACUGCGCAUUACACGGAUAAAAGAAUAGAAUAACUAAGAAAAAAAGAAAACUUACAUCAAGUUUAAAAGUUUAAAAGUCUAAUAGUUAAAAAGGCUAAAGGUAUAAAGUUAAAAAUAGAUAUUAUAAAUAAUAAAUAAAUAAAUAAGUAAAUAAAUAAUGUCACAAUGCACUUAUCUUACCAAGAAAAAGCCCUGCUAAAAAAUAAGUCUUUAAACGUUUUUUAAAGUGGUCAACAGAUGUAGCCAUUCUAAUUUUAAAAGGCGGACUGUUCAAAGGUUUAGUUGCCGAGGCAACAAAAUUACGGCCGCCCAAGGUAGUUGAAGUUUUAAAAUUUGGUUGUGACAGCAGUAUUCCGCUGUCAGACAGGAAACCAUAUCUAGUUUAACAAGAUCAUUAAUAUAAGAAGGGGCUAAACCAUGAAUUGCUUUGAAAGUUAAAAGUAAAAUCUUAAAAUUUAUGCGAAAUGAAACAGGUAACCAGUGUAAUUGAAGACAAGUUUUGAACUCUCUGUAACUUGGCAAGUUGAUACUUAAUUAGGUUCGAUCAUAUAAUAGACUAUUACAGUAGUCUAUUCGCACCGUAAUUUUUAGGGAGUUAUUGUAACUCCAAAAAUGGAGUAAAAAUUUUAGGUACAGGAUAACCCCUUUUUUGGGGUUAUUUUAACUCCUAAUUUAACUCCGAAUUUGGGGUCAUUUUUACUCCUGAAAAAGAGUUCUUUUUACUCCCAGUCUGGAGUUAAAAUCACUCCGAACUGGGGUUACUUGUGCUACUUACAUGGGUUGUUUUUACUCUUUUUGGAGUUAAUUUAACUCUGAAAGUGGAGUAAAAAUUUUAGGUACAGGAUAACUCCUUUUUUGGAGUUAUUUUAACUCCUCAAUAUCUGGGUUUACUUUUACUCCUGAAAAAGAGUUCUUUAAACUCCUUUUUGGAGUUAAAAUAACUCCACGAAAAAUAACUCCACUCUAAGGAGUUAAAUUAGCCCCACUAGAGGAGUUAUAACUCCCUGAAAAUUACAGUGCGGCUACCAACGAAAUAGUGAAAAAGAGUUCUGGAGGUAUCCAUUGAUAGGUAUUUCCGGAUGCGAAAGUAAAUUGGUCACCGAACCACGUACCCAAAUUCCUUACGAUAUUCACUUUGGCGACAUCACAAUCCGCUACCCUGAUGGAGUUAACAGCAGUCUUUUUUAUUGAUGUCGUGAUGCUAUUGCAAUAAAUUCGGUUUCAUUGAGCAUAAGUUUAUCGGAUCAAAGCCAGUGCUUGACAUCCCCGAUACAGGUUCCUUUGACCUGACUGCCUCAUCUUGACUAGAAGUGAAGUCUUGAGAAAUAAUUUAUCACUCCUGAAGAUCAUUACUCUAAUAAAACACGGAGCUAAAGCCGGCGCGCCAUCUUUCAAUAGUCUACUUAAAAAAUUAGAAGUAACGCAUUCGGAUUUAACGGAUUCUUUAUCAUAAAACAAACAAAGAAGCCUUGACUGUGCUCUGUUCUGUUGUAAAGCACUUAGGAAGCGACUGGAACACUCAAGAAAUAGGGACAAACACUCGGCUACGACUCGUGCUUCCGCCAACACUUCUUUGUACUCUUACCAUUUCCUAAGCGUGCUUUACAACAGAACAGCGCAAAGCCAACUUGUUUUUCUUUUUGCUAACUAUCAAACAACCAGGCAAGAUAUGUGAAAGGAGCAAAAAACGCGUGUUCAUUAUUGGACUUGCCUCCAUCUGUUGCCAAGACACCAGGGAUGCUUAAGGUUGCUGCCUCCAAAGAUGAUUUCCAGUCGUCACUGGGUUGUGGAGUUUGCUUAAUGAUAAAUGGCAGUGGCACACCCGCUGCCGCUGACCUGGCUGGUGCCCCACCUGUCAAAGGAACUUUGAACGCUAUUGUGGUCGACCAGGACGACACUAUAAGCCAAGGUAUACUAUCGCCUAUUACUUGUUUUUGAAGGGACUUUUACAACUAUUUUGAUUUUAAUUCUACAAUCCUAUUUGAGUAGAUAAAGUAAUCAUGCAACGAGGAAUAAAUUUUCUGCGCAAAAUAUAUUUAUCGGGCGUUAAUUUCCACUGCGUGUAAUGUUGGUCUGCUGGUCUGCCAGUAGUGGGUGCUUGUGAUUGGUGCAACAUGGGCCUCACUCGUGUUAGUGGUUCUAGAUCCAAAGUAUUGUGGGCAUUGUUUUUGGAAAAAAAUUGUUUCUUCAGCGGACCACUGACCAAUCUCGAGCACCAUACAUCGCUUUAAGAAGACCUACAGAAAAAAUACUCGAAAAAUUGGAAAGCUUAUGCAAAUUUGUUGACCAUCGCAAUAUAUAAAAAAAGGAGAAAUAUUGCCUCAUGCCAACGCAUAUAGAAAAAGUUAAAAAAGAAAUAUGACCGACUUUCACAAUUUACAUGCAUUCCAAUUCUUGAUAGCAUCCUAACUGAUAAUAUACGAAAAUUAAAUGAAACGUUUAUUAUGAUGUCGACACGAUUAAAGAUUAAAUUUCCAUGGCCACAAAAACCAUCAGGGACUCGAGUUUUUUUUUCACGUCUAGACUUGUCAAAUCGGAGAAUAUCUCAUUUAACCAAGCUCUAAAAUUCACCAUCCUUCAUUAUGUAUCGUUUCCCUCACAUUUGUACCCUGAGGUGACAGCUGACAUAUUGCGACUCCACCACUGGGUUCCCCACGAAGGAAAUGACGUCUCAGAGACCAGCACAGAAUUUCCAUAUUGAUGACGUGUCACUACCCUGAUGUGAUUUUACUGAAGCAAAGUUUUAGUCAACGAGGAGCACUACCCAUAUUAGUGAUACGCCAUCAGUAGGGAAUUUCUGCGCCCUCCUAAGACGUCAUUUCACUGGAAAGCCAGUGAUGAAGUCACGAGAAAAUAUUGGCUGAGUUCUGUCAUGUUUGACACCUGCAGGAGACUUGGCCCUUCUCCCUCCACAGAGUGGAAGCGGAUUGUGGCUUAUCGCUUUCAAAGCUGUUGACUGCCCUACAGGAAAAGGUCCUACAGGAUUCAUCCAGUUUCGUUUUACUGGCAGCAAUGAAAUGUACUUCAAACUGCAAGCGUCGAACGCAAAGUAGGUUGAUUGGCUUUGUUCAUCUUGUAUUUCAUGGUCAUUGUGUGCUAUCUAUGGUGAAAAUUUGACCAAUACUGCUGGGGUUCGAUCUUAUAAAACUUUUACAAGUGUGAUUUACAAGCGGAGCUAUUUUUAUUAAGCUUUAAAAACCAUACUUACACUUAAAUUACACUUGCAAAGUUUUUGUUAAAUUUAGCCUUGAUCUUUAAUAACAUUCCGUGCUUAAGUACCUUGAGUAGCACCAUUAUUGAUAGCGAUGGCGUAUUCCAAUCCACCUUACCGGUACUCAUUGUUGGGUAUUUCUGUUACCACGCUUACAAAAGAAGCAAUGGAUUUUCAUUUUCAAGCAAAUAUAUCUGAUAAACAGUCAAGGAUGAAAAUCCAAUUGUUUCAGCACUGCUUUGGCGAUCUUUAUUUCAUCUCCCUACUCAUGGUGGGAUUUUCUGGUUCUCCAUUUCAUACAAAGGACGGAAUAUAGGUAGUUAAAAACCAGGGUAUAAUCCAUCUGCUAAAACAAACGUAGGUUUUUUUUUUUAAGAAUUAAAAAAGUAUACAGUUAAAACUAAGAUUAAUGGAGAGCUUACUUCCAAAGGUUUCUUGGAAAUAUGAAAAGUGGCAUUUCGAGUUUACAUGUAUAACAAUCGUAUCCAUUUUGUUAUUUGGUCAAUUACUGUGUUUUUAGAGUUCCUGUUGCGGGUAUCGAAGCCUUUGAACGAGUGAAAGGAAACUGGAUUUGUCUGAAAAAAACUUCCGACAACUUUUUCUCAAACGAAGGAGAAGGAGCUAUUUCCUUCCCGCUCAAGAUUCGUCUUACAAGUAUCAUGAAUGAGCAACUACAAGCAAGUAUCCACGCUUUGAAAAAUGAUAUCGCUAUCAAAUCGGACCUACAAUUCUCGGACACCGUGGGUUUGAGAGGUGAGAAGCAGAAAUGACGGUAAAAGCACUGGUUUUGUCUUAGGCUCAAUCACACAUCGUUUUGUUUAAUUUCAUUGCCACAGUAGAGGUAAAUCAUUCCUUAGAUGCAUUUGAUCAAAUAUGCCAAUAAGUUAACGGUAUAAACCAUCAAUUUUACGACUUUUAUACAAUAUUAUUGUAAAUGAUCAUGAUUUGAACCCCGAAAUCAUUUAAUAAGUAAGCGUUUCCUUCCUCUCAUAAAUUAUGACUGAAUUGAUUUUUUUUAUUUUUUUGCUUAAAACUGUUUCAUGAAAAAAAGAAAAAGGAAAUUCUCCGCUUUCUGGGAUGCGAUAGCAUUUGUUCCUAUGCCAGCUAAUAGCUUGCGCUUUUUACCACGCAGGUGAUUAGUUCAUCACAAUUCAAUUUAUUCUACUAAUAAGUUUCAAGUCUCGCUGUACACCAUUUUCUGUGUCUUAAAAAAAAUAUCAUUUUGGUUGAUUAAAAUCAGUUAACGUGACAAAAAAAUUAUUUAAUGCUGAUAUACAUUUUUCCACAGGAGGAUCUCCAGAGAAAAUAAAGUGUUAUGGUCAAGGCAACAGACCAUCUUCUGAUAAAGGUGCGAAAUGACUUUGAUACUAAGACGGAAAGCUUUUGCACCGGCACGAAAAUGAAAAUACGGGAUAAGCCUUUUGUUCACACAUAAAAACGCUGAUCUCGGCAGAAUUUAGAUAACGGAGCGAAGCUGCGCCGCGCCGAUCUCUAAAAAGGAGAGUCACGUAUCGGAUUUAGAUGUUUAUACUGUAUCGCGGAUAGCUUUUCUUGUCGGCACGAAAAGCCAGCAGGUAUAGUGUAAAAUAGCGUUAGUUAGUAGCUUAUCAUUCAAGGAAUAUUUAUGUUUCUAUCCAUUCAGACCUUUCUAAUCUAAACUCAUUUUAUUUGCAGAUGUUUGCUGUUCGAUGAAUCCAAAAAAACGAAAUUUUUCUAUGAGACAUAUUUGAGCAACAUUUUACAGAGUUCUGGCCAAACUAAGGCAAUUUGGAUGCUCGGAGUAGUAGUUGUCCCUUUCGUAAACGAUCGCUGCCAUUUUUAAGACACUUAGAAAAUUUUUGACCUGUUAUGAAAGUGUUUCUAUGAAAAAGAAAGAAAAUCGCAACCCAGGGUCGAACCUGGAGCUCGAACCCGGACCUUUCGUAUCCCACCUUCUCCCCCUUGCCACUAAACAACCACACCAACCUGUCAAAAUUCCAAAGAAAUUAAGCCCGGCAUACGCUAGCAAACUGUCUUUCUUAACUUUUUCAUCAAUUCAAUAACAGGUGACCCUAGCCCUUUCCAAAAUUUUUAACGUAAAGUCGACUUGGGCUUCAACUUCGUUCUUUCUAAGACUGUUCAAAAACGUAUUAUUUGCCUUAUUGUAACUUAAUCCCCAGGGAACAUAUUACAUCCAUCAUGACUAACGGCUUGGUUACCAAAGGUGCCAUCGACCGUAAAAAAUGGCAACGACCGUUUACGAAAUAGAAAUAGGCCUCGGAGUAUAUAUUGCGACCCCCGCUGUACUUUUAGAACAAGCAAAUUUGCUGAGGGAGGAGCUUUCAAGAGCCGAACACGAGUUUUUGUUACGCUUUAUUUUCCCAUAAAAUAAGCGUUAACGAAACACUUUGCUUCGUUUUUCCUCUUAUUUUUAGUAUAUAUUAAUAUGUUACCGAUUUAUAUUUCGUCAAAUCUAGCGGCAAUCUAUAGCAAUCUAUCACCGCGGAAACGUUCUUUAAUCUUGAUUCGGCGGCUGAACUCACCUAGUUUCUUACUAACUGUAAACGACGCAUAAUGUUAGAGCAAUAAAUCACCGCAUAACAUGUUACAAGAGAAUCGUAACAGUGUUGCGAAUAGUCUCUCGCCAUCUUACACGCGUCUAUUUUUUUUGUUGCUUUCAUAAUUGAAAUAGUAUGUAAGUGAUUAUUGUUAGCAGAUAGUUUUGGUUGUUUUAACAGGUCAUGUGCCAUUUUGCGUUUCCAAAGAAGAUGGAAUUUAUGCGGACCCAAUUGACCAGGCGGCGUUUUACAUGUGCGAAGGCAAAAAGACAACCAAAAAGUUGUGUCCAUGGGGUCUGUUGUUUAACCCGAUGAUCUCGGUUUGUGAUUACCCUGAAAAUAUGAAAUUUGUUUGGUUUGAUCCUGAGGCGGGUACUGGUAGAAAAAGUAAGUCCAAAAAGAUUACUAGGGGCAAGUCUUUACCAGGUAACGCUGGCAAGUCUGUUGGGGGACUGGAAGAGAAUGAGAAGCAUAAAGAUAGAGCGUCUGCUCUAAACAAACAGAAACCCCAUAAAGUAUUCUCUAUCAACAUUUUCAAAGGCGAUCAUGCAGCACCAAAAAUUGGCACAGAAAAUGAAACAGUGGAUCAGGAUAAAGAACAGAGUAACGCUAAAAAACCACAUCCUUCAGCCGCAAAAGAACUAUUUCGAUUUCAUACGCAGAACACAGCAAAUCAUUCUAUGCUUCAAAAUAAGUCACGCAGUAUUCCGGAGAACAUGAACCAAACCUUAAAGGAUAUUUUGCAAUUUUCUGACGAAAAGCUACGAGAGGAAACUACAUCAAAUUCUCUUCCCCAACGAUUUUUGAGUUCUGGUAAAAGCUCAAGUUUCUCCCCUCGAAAGAUGUUCGCGAUAAAUCUUUUCGGGUUGAAAUCAAAAGAUACGCUAAAUGACAUGCAAGUUACAAACGAAAGCGCAGGACUUGUGGGGCAACCAAGUGAAUUAUCAAGACAAUUCGCGGACGAACAAGUUUUCUCUCACAAAGUCCCCGAGUCACCUCUCUACACUCAAAAAAAUGAUACAAAUGUUUCAAAUAUUUCUGAGAUCAUUUCCGAAAAAGAUCAUCAUCAUCAUCAGCUUACUAAACAGAUUGAAGAUCUUGGGAACAAGCGACCUGAAAAUAAGUUGCCAGCAGCAGCUGACGCUAUGCCUUCCCCACUGCAUUUAAAACUCAAGGUUCAAAUGGAUCACAGCGGACAACAACCCGCCCUAAACUGUACUCUAUCAGAGUGCUCUGAAAUGCAAAAUGGCUUACCAACGCCUUCGAAAUCCAUUGCAGACUCUAUUGACAAUUCUGGCUCACAGGGAAAUAAGACCGAUGGCGAAUUUCACAUUGUCUUAAACGCAGCAGGAUCAGAUACAUUAAACGGUUCUAUAACUCCGGGCGUGAACAUCAAAGUUGCGGAUUUGCAAGAAGUACUUCCCUUGAUGACGCAGGGAGACCACUUUCUAGAAGACACCUCUCAACCUCAAAAGUUGAAUAAAACACUAACGACGUUUACCCAGGACUUCAGGGAUAACACAACAUCAAAACUAACAGCUGCAAGCCAAGACAAAAAUGAUUUAAAAGUAGAAAACAUUGAAGAAGAACAGCCAAUGAUUCAGGGAGAAAACUAUACUACAAGCAACAAAAUACUUCCACAAAAUUCUUCGACCUCUGAGCAUUUUAAUGAAGGCAAUGAUUUUUCAGUGUCACGGAUCCCUUUGGGUAAAAAGUAUGAAGGUAAUAUGUUGCAAAACACGCAUCCCAUUCCGGAGAAGGAAAAUGUUGUCACUCUAGAUCGACUUCAUAUCAAUGAAGUUAACCAAGGGGAAAACAGUGAAACUUUUGAUCUUAGACUUAAAAAUAACCCACGCCAAGAUUCCUCGUCCAACAACAAUGAGCCUCAGAGAUACACACAGCAAAAGAACCAAAGCUUUUUACAAGCUCACAGGACACCUCCAGUAAAUCAACCGCAGCUGAAAAUUAUACUGAAAAAUCCUGGAAAACUCGGUUUGUUGUUUAAAACUGAUAGCGCUCAAUUAAAAAAGAGGUCUAGUGCAAGGAGCCAUACGAUGCAAAUUCUUAAAAGCCUGAUGAAGAAAACGCUCAAUUUGGAAGCAAGAAAGGCGCAUGAAGGUUUAAAGUUGUCAAAUGCAGUUAAAAAAUCAACGAGCGGUAAAGCAUCUCAAUCAGUUGAUGACUUGGAACACAUCAAAGACAGUGGCAGUAUUGCACAGAGCAUCUUAGAAGCCAACAAAGAGUACCUUGAUGAUGUUGCUAUGCAGGGAAUGAUUUUCAGUGACGGAGAUCCUGACACUGAAAAUAUGGCUGAAAUUGCAGAUUCUAUUAAACAAGGCCAUAAUUUCCUAGAGCAUACUUCGGAGUUUUCGCAGUGGGGAGACAAAAAUGGCGUGCAAGACGUUUCAAGUUCAGAUCAGACUGCUGACAAACAAGAUGGAAAGAAUAAUAAGGAUCUUAUGCAGCAAGAUAAAAAUGAGGAAGGUGAGGUUAUACAUUUGUUUUCCUUCUUCAUUUUUUUGUCUCUAAACAUAGUAAACGGCUCGCAUCCUAGAGUCACCUAGUUACUAAUUAUGAGUGAAUAUAUAUGAUCUUCAGGAUGAGCGCGUGUUGUUUUUUGUUGUAUUCAUUUCUUAGUUUGCCGUAAUCAGGUUUUGUUCUACUUUAUAAGGUUGUCACAAUAAUAAGUCACAAUAAUAUUCGUCGUCUGUUAGUUAAUUCUUGAUGUUAUUGGUUUUUGAAAACUCUACAUGUGAGUAGCACUGAUCAUAAUUUUGAUGUAUCUUUUAUCAUGGUAACCUCGGUUAUCGCCACUUAGUUGGCCACAAGGUCAACAUUGCAGGUCUUUUAGGGAUUUUAUAGGGAUUAUAUAUUAACUUAUUACGCUUUCAGGUCCUUCUACAAGUGCAGAGGUUGACAACAACAAGAACAAAACUUCCACUCUGAAGCCUUCCAAGAUGGAAACGUCUCCGGGAUUGGACGGAUCCCGAGUGUUUAUGAACAAUAAAGACGCCUUGACUGUUACUGUUGAUCACCCUAAAGAAUGGGAAGUCAUUCCAUACAAAGGAGGGAAAGUGAAGUCUACGGCUGAUCCG